Molecule: messenger RNA, 1068 nt
Organism: Candidozyma haemuli
Lineage: Eukaryota; Fungi; Ascomycota; Pichiomycetes; Serinales; Metschnikowiaceae
Exons: 1
Coding region: 1-1068 (355 amino acids)
Source: RefSeq, a predicted model, not a curated record
AUGAUUCCUGAAACUUCUACAGCAUACCAAUACAAGACUAAAGUAGCUCCAGCAUCUUUCCCAAGAGUCUACAGAGGCAUUAAAGAAGGCGUUCGCAGAGAUAUCCUUAAAGUAUGCUACAGAAAGUACACAACCAAGCUCACUAAUGAUGAUAACCUCCCGUCGUUCAACCUUGUGUUUCUCCACGGCACUGGUAUGAAUAAAGGCAUGUGGCACUCUCUUAUUGAUCAAUUAUAUAACCAAGGGAAAGCUAGUGGAGUAUUUAUUAAUACCUGCUUGGCAAUCGAUGCCGUGAACCACGGAGAGUCUGCCGAGGCUAAUAAGGAGUACUUGGGAGACGGGUUUGACUGGAGAGACGGAUCUUACGAUGUACUCAAGGUUGCUGAAGUGGAACGUGAUACCUUAUUGGAUUCCUCCUCGAAGAAUAUUAUUAUUGGCCAUUCCAUGGGCGGUAUGAUGUCUCUAUAUGUGUCAUAUUUGCAGCCACAAUUGUUCGACUCAUGCGUGGUUAUUAAUCCAGUUUCUUACCGUCAUGAGGGCGUUACAAUAAUUAGAGAUACUUUGGCUCCAAUGGGGUACAUGGAGACCCAGUUUGAUGUUCCCGCUGAUAAGAGCUGGGAAGAGGUUGUGCAUGCUUUCAUGAGAGGGCAGUCAUUCUUUAAGAGAUUUGAUGAGACUGUGUUGAAGAAUAUGAUUGACGAUGAAGUUCCUAAUGAUUUAUACGGCAAAAAGGUUGAUAAGAUCGCCUUGAGAACUUCCAAAGAAGCUGCCUUGGCCACCUAUCUCGGGUCUAACGAGGCAUUGCCACCUAUGGGAGCAGUUCUUCCAUAUAUUAGAAUUCCGGUAAUCAGGUUUCUCUCUGAAAAGGAUUCUGCUUCUGAGGAAGAUAGGGAGCAGUUGGCUACGGAUGUGAAGACUUUGGAGACAGUCGACUUCCCAGGCAAGAGACACAUUUUGAACGGUGAAGACCCUGAGUUGACUGUCAAACAUCUACUCGAAGUAUUCCAAAAGCGGUCUCGUGCGCCACCCACAAAAUUUCCAUUUAUUAGUAUUCAACCCAAAUUAUGA